Arachis stenosperma is the source of this 336-nucleotide messenger RNA. RefSeq lists its product as uncharacterized. Lineage: Eukaryota; Viridiplantae; Streptophyta; Magnoliopsida; Fabales; Fabaceae. Bases 1 to 336 code for a protein of 111 amino acids. The record is from RefSeq and is a predicted model, not a curated record. The transcript is spliced from 2 exons.
AUGGAGAUUGAAUCAGCCAAGUGCGAGUGCUGUGGGCUGAAAGAGGAUUGCACCCAAUAUUAUAUCAACCAAGUGAAAGCCAAAUUUGAUGGGAAAUGGGUGUGUGGAUUGUGUUCAGAAGCAGUAAGAGAUGAAGUGAGCAGAGGGAAAAAGCCCUCCCUGUCUGCCAUGGAAGAAGCUGUGAAAGCUCACAUGUCAUUCUGUGGUAAGAUCAAAGCCAAUCUGGCAGUUCGCGUUGCCGAUGGCAUGAGGCAGAUGCUGAGGAGAAGGUCAACCACUUCAUUGCCGGUGGCUGCAUUGCACCUAGCAGCUAAACCAGGAUACUUCUUGGUGUGA